This is a messenger RNA of Cetraspora pellucida, 759 nucleotides long. NCBI's taxonomy places the organism in Eukaryota, Fungi, Glomeromycota, Glomeromycetes, Diversisporales, Gigasporaceae. The record is from the annotation of a GenBank genome assembly.
AUGGACUCUCAUGAUGUCAGUACAGUGGCUUCAACCGUUACACAUCCACUCCAAGAGUCACACUCACUUUAUGAAUCACAUCCACUUCAAGAAUCACAUUCCCUUCAAGAGUCAUGUUCACCUCAAGAGUCAUGUUCACCUCAAGAGUCAUGUUCACCUCAAGAGUCAUGUUCGCUUCGAGAAUCAUGUUCGCUUCGAGAAUCAUGUUCGCUUCAUGAAUCAUGCUCACUUCAAGAGUCACAUCCACUUCAAGGGUCACAAGAAAUUCCCCCACUUCAAGAAUCCCAAGAGACAUCUACACCUCAAGAAUCCCGAGAGACACCUCCACCUCAAGAAUCCCGAGAGACACCUCCACCUCAAGAAUCCCGAGAGACAUCUCCACUUCAAGAAUCCCGAGAGACAUCUCCACUUCAAGAAUCCCAAGAGACACCUCCACUUCAAGGGUCCCAAGAACUUCAUUCAUUUCAAGAAUUAUCUUCUGUCAUUACACACACAUUAUUAUUACAAGAGUCAUCACCAAUAUUAAUACACCCAUUACAAGAGCCACCACCAAUAUUAAUACACCCAUUGCAAGAAUCAUUAACAACCGUUGAAUAUCCUUCUACAACUCCAUCAUUAACCGCUCAUAUUUUUAUGCUUUCUGAUGGUGCACGUGACCAUAACUUUGAAUAUCUUCCUUCGUAUCAUUCAGUAAUACAAGACAUGCCUCCAUUUACCAUUUUUGCAUUUCUCCAAUAUCAAGACGUUUUAUUAACAUAA